Syngnathus typhle (broad-nosed pipefish) is the source of this 1329-nucleotide messenger RNA. Its product is annotated as FUN14 domain-containing protein 1. The transcript has 5 exons. The coding region runs from base 55 to 609 and encodes 184 amino acids. The record is from RefSeq and is a predicted model, not a curated record. NCBI's taxonomy places the organism in Eukaryota, Metazoa, Chordata, Actinopteri, Syngnathiformes, Syngnathidae. Gene Ontology annotation, cellular component: mitochondrial outer membrane. Gene Ontology annotation, biological process: autophagy of mitochondrion.
UUAAUAAUAAAGGUUGCUGAGCGACGUGGCACGGACACUGACAUAUAUACGUCCAUGGACACGGCAUCAUCAUCGCGUGGGCGCGGCUUAUUUUGUCAACAUCCUGUUAAAUUCUCCAGCCCCUUCAAAAUGGCGACCGUGGAGCAGAGGGAAGGGCAAGAAGAGCCAGAGAGUGAUGAAGAGGUGUACGAGGUGGUGGAUCUGACCGAAUAUGCUCGGCGGCAUCAGUGGUGGAGCAGGGUGUUUGGGAACAACUCUGGGCCGCUAGCUGAGAAGUACUCGGUGGCAACCCAGCUCAUGAUGGGAGGGAUCACAGGAUGGUGUGCCGGUUAUGUCUUCCAGAGAGUGGGGAAAGUGGCAGCCACUGCUGUAGGUGGAGGGUUCCUCCUUUUACAGAUUGCCAAUCACAGUGGCUACGUGCAGGUGGACUGGAAGAAAGUGGAGAAAGAUGUAAACAAAGCCAAGAAACACCUGAAGAAGAAAGCAAACAAAGCAGCCCCAGAACUCAACACGUUCAUUGAGGAGGUAAAGGCCAGCGAUUUUAUAAAGAGAAACAUCGUCUUGUCCAGUGGCUUUGUUGGAGGAUUUUUUCUGGGUUUGGCCUCCUGAACGAAACUUCUGCACUAUGCUUUUGGUCACUGUGUAGGUCAUUUUUGUCACAUUUUGUUUACAUCACCUUGUAAAUUGUGAAUUCAUGAUGGACAUAAUUUUGAUCAUUGGAUUGUGAUUUGUGGUGGUGAGUUGUAUAUUUACAUUUAGGGUAAGAAAUAACUCAAGUGAACACCAGUCCUUACUUGUGUGAGUGUGUGAAAUGCUGGAUUACACUUCUCAUUUUGGGCGGCUGAGGUUGUGGGUGACAUGUUUAAUUAGGACAAUGUUAAAAGCAAUGUUAUGCAGAAGUGUACUUAUGAUUUUAUAGACAAAUCAUACUGUUUAUAGCCAGUGAGGAGAGUUAGGGGCAUUUCUUCCUCCUGGCGGGUAUAACAUAAGAUAGGUGAAAAGCACUGGUCUAGCCUCAUGCAUGAAAAAACUGACCAAAUAUUUUUGUUGUGUUACAUUGUAAAAAUUAUACAUUGUUUAUUGCCUACUUGUGUGCAGCACUGGACUGGGAUGAAAAUAACAUUUUGGCUCAGAGCGGUCCCUCAUAUUAAUUGAAGUACGACCAAUCUGUUAUUUAUGUAUGUCUUAUCUGAAGGAAUGUUAUCCUGGCCUUAUUGUUUCAUUUUAAAUUGAAAAUAAGGAAGGCUGUGUAAUUUACAAAAUAAUGAAUUUGGUAAAUACAUAUUUAGAAUGCCCUGGAAAAUAAAAAAGGUGCAACAGCUUGAAGAA